Nanorana parkeri is the source of this 4715-nucleotide messenger RNA. It is a transcript of the gene AMBRA1, whose product is annotated as autophagy and beclin 1 regulator 1. Gene Ontology annotation, molecular function: protein binding. The transcript is spliced from 16 exons. The record is from RefSeq and is a predicted model, not a curated record. The annotation marks the transcript as partial. Gene Ontology annotation, cellular component: intracellular membrane-bounded organelle. Lineage: Eukaryota; Metazoa; Chordata; Amphibia; Anura; Dicroglossidae. Gene Ontology annotation, biological process: autophagy.
UUCUUCCCUUUCACCUACAGGACAUUGUUGGCAUCCACACACGUUAACCACAACAUCUACAUCACGGAAGUGAAGACUGGGCGUUGUAUUCAUUCUCUGGUGGGUCAUCGCCGUACUCCAUGGUGUGUGACCUUUCACCCUACCAUCCCAGGCCUCAUUGCAUCUGGUUGCCUUGAUGGGGAAGUGCGAAUAUGGGAUUUACAUGGCGGCAGUGAGAGCUGGUUUACAGAUAGUAACAACGCCAUUGCAUCCCUGGCCUUCCACCCCACAGUUCAGCUGCUGCUCAUCGCCACCGCUAAUGAAAUCCAUUUUUGGGAUUGGAGUCGGCGAGAACCCUUUGCUGUAGUGAAGACGGCCAGUGAGAUGGAGCGUGUGCGAUUGGUACGAUUUGAUCCCCUUGGGCAUUAUCUUCUUACUGCUAUUGUAAACCCAUCUAACCAGCAGAGUGAUGAGGAGUCAGAGAUUUCCCUGGACAGUGCGGAGAUCCCCAUCUACCGUCAGCGAUCGUUGCUACCCACUCAGCCAGUACGACGUACUCCGUUGCUCCACAACUUCCUGCACAUGCUGUCAUCCCGCUCCUCCAGCACACAAGCUGGAGAGCAGCCUCCUGUACAAGACUCGGCCACACCGUCACCUCCUCCACCACCGCCUCCCCCUCCACCUACAACAGAGAGCAACCAAAGGCUCUUAUAUUCCCGUAUGCGUGAGCGGGCCCCCGGUGUGACUGCUCCAUGCUGCCAAGACCCCAAUAUGCUGUGCCUCUGCAUCCGUUGCUCUAGUGCUCGGCUGUCUUCGCCUCUCUUCCCUCACCCUGAAGCGCCUGGUGCUCCCUCUACUUCUUCAGGGGUGACCUCUACUUCUUAUUCGCCAGUACAGACGGACUCCCAGCAUUCUCUGGAGCGCCAGCAGCACCAAUCAUCUGCCCAGCACGAUCAUGGACUUCUAAGCCGACCUUCUGCCUUUAGCAGUGUACACAGUAGUACAGCCGGUAAUACACUGCGCAAUCUGAGCCUGGGACCUACACGCCGCUCCCUUACAGGGCAGCUGUCCCGCUACCAGCAGCCUUCAACAGAGAUUGCUGGUUCUGAUUGGACUCGCACUGUAUUGAACAUGGGAACCAGGCCUGAAACGGAACCCAUGCCUCCUCCCAGAACCAGUGCUGCAUCUGUAGGUUUUUUGUCUGUCUUGCGCCAACAGGAAGGAGAGUCCUCUUCAUCUGUAUAUACUUCAGCUACCGAAGGGAGAGGAUUCCCAAGCACAGAGCAGGAGGGCCCAGGAGCUCCGCCACCUGUCCACCCCACCUCUGCCCGAACAGAUUUGCAGUGUGACCUUAGGCGCUUUUUCCUGGAGUACGAUAGGUUGCAUGAGCUUGAACCUGGAGCACCAGGCACACAGCAGGGACAGGCGCAUGAGAUGCUCAAUAAUAACCUGGAGCCUGAGCAGCCGGGCACCUCCCACCAGCCGAAUCAGGCACACAGUGGUGAGAGCAGCUCCAACCAGCCUAGAGGACACUUGAAUCGCUGCCGUGCAUGCCACAAUCUGCUGACCUUCAACAACGACACUCUGCGCUGGGAAAGGACGCCACCAGCUUAUCCCGAGGCAGCAGGCACAUCAUCCUGGCAAUCUCCACCUGUCCCUUCACCUAGUACUUUCCAAGCUGGCCUGACAGCUGGCAGCACAGAGCAGCCUGGGACAUCCGGGGUGGAUAGAACAGAUAUAGGAAGUGUGCCAGGUGGCACUAGUUCCCGUUUGGAACCUGGGACAUCACAGGAAGAGAGAACAGUGGGUGUAGUGUAUAACCCUGAGACUGGACACUGGGAGCGGGUCUACAGUCAGCCUGCCACAGUCACCAGAGCGCCGAAUGUAUCCCAAGAAGCCUUACCGCAGGAUCUGCCAGAGGAGAGUACAGAGGAGGAUUCUUUGAGAAGGAGGCUUCUGGAAUCCUCACUGAUCUCUCUGUCCCGCUAUGAUGGCACUGGUUCCCGAGAACACCCCAUUUACCCUGACCCUGCCAGGUUGUCUCCAGCUGCUUAUUACGCACAAAGAAUGAUCCAGUACCUAUCGCGGAGGGACAGUAUCCGACAGCGCUCUAUGCGCUACCAACAGAAUCGCCUGAGGUCCUCUGCAUCGGCCCCUUCCUCCAGCGAAGGCCAGAGCGCUGUGGAAGCUGGUGACCUGGAAUUUGAGGAGUUUGAGGAUAAUGGGGACCGAUCCCGGCACAGGACCCCUCGGAACGCCCGCAUGUCUGCUCCAUCACUGGGCCGCUUUGUUCCCAGGAGAUUUCUACUGCCUGAAUACCUUCCAUAUGCUGGAAUUUUCCACGAGCGAGGUCAGCCGGGACUUGCCACGCACUCCUCUGUGAACAGAGUCCUGGCGGGUGCCGUCAUUGGAGAUGGGCAGUCUGCUGUUGCCAGUAAUAUUGCAAACACAACUUACAGAUUGCAGUGGUGGGACUUCACUAGAUACGAUUUGCCAGAGAUCAGUAAUGCUACGGCUAACGUGCUUGUUCAGAACUGCAAGAUCUACAAUGAUGCCAGUUGUGAUAUCUCUUCUGAUGGGCAGCUCCUUGCUGCCUUCAUCCCAAGCAGUCAGCGAGGAUUCCCAGACGAAGGCAUAUUGGCGGUGUAUUCCUUGGCUCCGCACAACCUAGGUGAAAUCCUUUUCACCAAGCGUUUUGGUCCCAAUGCUAUCUCUGUGAGUUUGUCCCCGAUGGGCCGGUACGUUAUGGUUGGCCUGGCCUCGCGUAGAAUCCUGCUGCAUCCUUCCACAGAACACAUGGUGGCUCAGGUCUUCCGGCUGCAGAAACCACACGGAGGAGAGACGUCUAUGAGGCGUGUCUUUAACGUGUUGUACCCGAUGCCUGCUGACCAAAGGCGACACGUCAGCAUCAACUCAGCUCGCUGGUUGCCUGAGCCUGGACUGGGAUUAGCGUAUGGUACCAACAAGGGAGACCUGGUGAUCUGCCGGCCAGAGGCAUUUGACAAUGUGUGUGACCAGUUUUGGGAGCAAAUGAAUGAGGCUAUUCUACAGCAUAACACUACUCGGAGCAGCGAGAGACCUGGGACCAGCCGUGCCACGUGGCGGUCAGACCGUGAUUUGGGUCUGAUGAAUGCCAUUGGACUCCAGCCACGCAAUCCAAGCACAUCGGUGACAUCCCAGGGCACGCAGACCCCCGCCCCACAGUUGCAGAAUGCGGAGACUCAGACAGAAAGGGAGGUUCCAGAGGCUCGACCUGCUGUCUCAGUCUCUGAAGGCUCCAGUAUUGAGCAGGUGGCACAGCCUGGCAGCUCCACCAGUGAGGUGGGAAAUAGGGCAGAGUCACAAGAAGGGAAUGUGGAGUCUUCAGAGAUACCUGCAUCAGGCGAGGGACAGGAGGACGCUCUGAGCAGAAUCCAGCGACUUAUGGCAGAAGGAGGGAUGACCGCAGUGGUCCAGAGGGAGCAGAGCACAACAAUGGCAUCGAUGGGGGGAUUCGGCAACAACAUCAUCGUGAGCCACCGAAUCCACCGCAGCUCCCAGACGGCAACGGACACCGCCUCGCGCACCUCCGCCUCGCGCACCUCCGCCUCGCACUCUGCACAGCCCUCCACGUCUAGAGAGACCGUAGCAGAGCUGGAAAGGCGCCUAUCUCCACUUCAGCCAAGCCGUUCCCUACUGCCAGAGCCAGUGCCGUUGACCAAUAACGACGGCGACCUUAACGCGUGGCCUCCGAACAGUGGCAGCUUUCCGGGCGUGGAGAGGUAGAAACGCAGAGCCGCCAAACUGGUACUGCUGUAAGGACAGAUCACCCCCUCCCCCCCCACCUCCUGUUCACGGUGGGGGGGGCUUUCGAGCUGUGGAUUAUGGUGCUAUACACUUUCAGUGAAAUUUUAUUUGAUAGCUGACCUUCUCCACCAGUGUGUGGAGGGAAGGUGCAGAGAAGUGUAAAAUCGCAGCUGACCUUUAUCACACUGCCCCCCCUCUCUUCCCAUUCUACUUUGUAUAGCAAAGAGACACCCCCAGAUCGCCCUUUAAGAAAGGGUUUGAGGCUUAUACUCUUCCCUCGGCUCCCUUGAAGGUGAACCUGAAGAAGAGUUUUAUCCAUUAGAAUCCUCCUUCCCAUUAGUAUUUUUUUUUUUGUUGUUGUAGUUUUCAAAGCUAUAUAUUGGUCAUGGCGGGGGAAACUAGCACUAACCUUCCCCCUGUCAAGUGCAAGGAGCUGCUAUAAGACUGUUACUGCCCUUGCUUUGACUGAAGUUCAAGGAGGGAUGCAUGCACUACAGGGAAGGGUGAGGCCUAUAAAGCCGCCUCUCCUCCAUGCCAGGCUUGCGUGUCCUGGUGCUCCGCACCUCCAUUUUAGACGCAGCGAUGCACGCUGGCGACCAGUUGUCUCCACCACAUGCACCCAGAGUGGCAUCUGUUUUCAGUAAAGACGUAGUCAUUCUCCUGCAGUGGUCACAAGCCCAUAAUCAGCCCCAUUUACUACAGUGGUUUGCCCAGUUGCCAAACCGUUUCCGAAAAAUGCUGCGGUUACAGUUUUCAGAUGUGCUUUUGUUUUGUUUCUUUAACCCUCUUUUGCAGUUGUGACCUGUGCUUCUUCUUUUGCAGGUCUGAACCAAUGUUUUUUUCUUUUUCUGCCCUUUUCGUAAAUGUGUGUGUCUGAUUCUGAUGGAUAACCCUAACCUUCCCCCCUCCUUGCAUUGUGUGAGUAUGUCACCCCAGGUCCUUGCCCAUAG